CCUCCUCCUCCUCCUCCACAACUGUCGGUAAAUACACGGAUUAGAGGAUUACAUCUGAGUGACAGCUGAAAAUUGAACAGAUAUUAUCCUCGAGGCUGUAGCGUUAGUGGAUGGUGAAACAUUUUGAUAUCACUUUCUCUCAAAAUUCAUGGUUGAGUCGGUGAUUAAUUAGAUAUUUUUUUUCGUUAUCUGGAGUGGAAUUGGUCGCUGACUAAGUGGAGUUGAAAAACCCAUAUGGAUCUUUUACGCAAGAUCGAGGUACUUUUGCGCAAUAUCGGGGGAUUUGUUAAUGAAAUGAUACACGUCUGAAAUAUGAGAGACUUACCGUAAUAAAGAAUAAAUUGUCAACUUUUCCCUUACUGAUAAUGUUUUUUACAGAUGCUUGAAAUGUGACAAUUCUCGUACAGUGACUAAGUAUCAUAUUUUGUGUGUAUAAAUAGUAUAGAAGGAAGCGGUGUGGGUGUUGUGCUGUAAAUAUCUGUUAUUCCGACGUCUCUACUAGCACUGUCUCAUGACCGACUCAGUUAAGUGCGUGUCACAUGUGCUGAGCUGACCACUGGUCGUAUGUGAUGCGCUGACCACUGGUCGUAUGUGAUGCGCUGACCACUCGUCGUAUGUGAUACGCUGACCACUCGUCGUAUGUGAUGCGCUGACCACUCGUCGUAUGUGAUGCGCUGACCACUGGUCGUAUGUGAUGCGCUGACCACUCGUCGUAUGUGAUGCGCUGACCACUCGUCGUAUGUGUUGAGCUGACCUCCUGAUCAUAUGUGCUGCACUGACCCCUCCCACUUAUUCAUGUUGGAGGCAUCUAGUGAGGGUGCUACAGGAAGAGUGGUGGAGGAAGAGGAUGUUGAGAGGAUGCUUGAGGAGGUGAGAGGGGUGGAAGUCUCCUGCAGGGAAUCUGGUGGUUGUGGCGGAGGCUUCUCCCCGCAGGAGGACCUCGCUGCUCAGUUCCUUCCCUGGGAAAAGCUGGGGAAGUUACUGCUAGAUCCGACCUUCGCUGACAACUCCAACGGAUCUCAUCAUCCUCUCUUCAACUUUUCCAUCAACGAGGCUUACGACAUCAUCUCCGACACCCAAGCUGGGUACCUGGAUGUCGUGACUCAGGUCGUCUUCAUCGUCUGCUACAUCAGUCUCAUCCUCUUUGGCGUCGGGGGCAACAUGAUGGUUGGUUGGGUCAUUUGGCGCAAGAGAGCCAUGCGUACGCCAAGGAAUUUGUACAUAAUCAAUCUAACAGUGUCGGAUCUGAGCAUGUGCCUGAUCUGCAUGCCUGUGACCCUCGUCGGUCUCCUCUACAAGAACUGGGGGAUGGGCAGCCUUGCCUGUAAGCUCGUUCCCGUGCUACAAGGGGCCAACAUCAUGGUGUCAACGUCGACGGUCGUUGCGAUAGCGGUCGAUCGCUAUGCAACCAUAGUCAAAGUCGGAAGAUCGACUCGGAGUAAGUUUCACGUAGCGGCUUCAAUAUGCGCCAUCUGGACUUCGUCUGUGCUCUUCGCCCUGCCACUCUACUUCUACUACAUCGUGACGCAGGUGAAGCUUCACCACAUUCUGCUCUACUCCCGCUGCGUCGACCACUGGCCCUCCAGAAGCGUCAAAAACGUUUGGAUCAUUGCGCUGCUGCUGACCCAGUACGGCAUCCCCAUAGUGGUGCUGAGUGUGGUGCACGCCCGCAUCAAGAGGUACCUGGGCCAGCAUAUGAUGGGUCAGUACGAUGCCAGGAGGGCCCAGAAGGAGAUCGAGCGCAACCGUAAGACCACCAUCUUGCUCUCCACCAUCGCCGUGGCUUUCGCUGUCUGUUGGCUGCCUUGGAAUAUAGUUAACCUGUUGGCGGACUUCGAGUACGAAGGUUUCAGAGAUCCGACUCACCUGUAUACGGUAUUCGGAGCCUGCCACAUGAUCGCCAUGAGCUCAGCGUGCAUCAACCCCGUGCUCUACGGCUGGCUCAACACCAACCUCCGGCGGGAACUGCUCGAGUUCCUGCCGCCCAUCUUUAUCAAGAUGGGUUGGAUCCUGCCGGAGUCGUACAGGAGGAGAGCCGCGGACUCCCCGACCAGACAGCCCGAGAGUGUGACGCUCUUGGUGUUCCAGACCAACCAAACACACAGCAUCCAGACGGUGGCGCACCCGCCCCAGACCACCACCAACACCACCAUAAUUAAGGAUGACACCUAG
Procambarus clarkii (red swamp crayfish) is the source of this 2172-nucleotide messenger RNA. Lineage: Eukaryota; Metazoa; Arthropoda; Malacostraca; Decapoda; Cambaridae. The record is from RefSeq and is a predicted model, not a curated record.